UCCCUCCCCCCUUUCACGUCACACUUUCUCAGCGCUCUUCCUCCCCGCUCCUCAUCCCUCUGCCUCCCCCUGUCAUUUGCCGACUGACUCUCUCCACCAGGAUCAAACACACAGCAGGAUGUCUAUAGUGAACAUCGUUGCCAGGGAGAUCCUCGACUCCAGAGGAAACCCCACUGUGGAAGUGGAUCUGCACACAGCCAAAGGUCUGUUCAGGGCGGCUGUGCCCAGCGGUGCGUCGACUGGCAUCUACGAGGCUCUGGAGCUCCGAGAUGGCGACAAGACUCGCUACAAGGGCAAAGGUGUUACCAAGGCUGUUGCUCACAUUAAUGACACCCUCGGGCCCGCUCUCCUGCAGUCUGGAGUGAGUGUCCUGGAGCAGGAGAAGCUGGACAACACGAUGAUCGAAAUGGACGGCACUGACAACAAAUCCAAGUUUGGGGCCAAUUCUAUUCUUGGAGUGUCGCUGGCUAUAUGCAAAGCGGGCGCCGCGGAGAAAGGCGUUCCCCUGUACCGUCACAUCGCUGAUCUGGCAGGAAACGGAGAUCUCGUCCUCCCAGUUCCAGCCUUUAAUGUAAUCAACGGGGGCUCGCAUGCUGGUAACAGACUGGCCAUGCAGGAGUUCAUGGUUCUCCCUGUGGGUGCAGAGUCUUUCCGUGAUGCGCUGAGGAUGGGGGCGGAGCUUUACCAGACUCUGAGAAGCGUCAUAAAGGAGAAGUACGGCCAAGAUGCUACCAACGUGGGCGAUGAAGGAGGGUUCGCCCCUAAUAUUCAAGAGAACAGUGAAGCCUUGGAGCUGAUAAAGACCGCCAUAGAGAAGGCGGGCUUCACUGACAAAGUGGUGAUUGGGAUGGAUGUUGCCGCUUCUGAGUUUUUCAGCGAGGGUAAAUAUGACCUGGACUUUAAGUCCCCGCCCAACGCUGCCCGCAACAUCAGCGCUGAGGAGCUGGCCAGCAUCUACCAGGGCUUCAUUAACAAUUACCCAGUUGUGUCAAUUGAAGAUCCUUUUGACCAGGACGACUGGCCUGCUUGGUCACAGUUUACAGCUUCGGUUGGCAUCCAGGUUGUUGGAGAUGAUCUGACUGUGACAAACCCCCGCAGGAUACAGCGAGCAGUGGAGGAAAAAGCCUGCAACUGUCUGCUGCUUAAAGUCAACCAGAUUGGCUCUGUGACUGAGGCCAUCAAAGCGUGCAAACUGGCUCAGGAGAAUGGUUGGGGGGUGAUGGUGAGCCACCGCUCCGGUGAGACAGAGGACACCUUCAUAGCCGACCUGGUGGUCGGUCUCUGCACCGGACAGAUCAAGACUGGUGCUCCAUGUCGGUCGGAGCGUCUGGCUAAAUACAACCAGCUCAUGAGGAUUGAGGAGGAGCUGGGGGACCAGGCCCGCUUCGCUGGUCACAACUUCCGCAACCCCAGUGCCCUUUGAGUGACGGAGCCAUCAGCAGCACGAGAAACCAAAUGUUUUUAUGUACUCACUUGUUUCAGUGGAGCCCCAAACACACCAAAUAACUCAUAAAUAAGUCUUUGAAAAAAUAGAAAACUCAUUGUGGCGGUGUUGAUCUAAGGCCUCAACAAGUUAAGUCACACUUCUCUUGGUGGUCUUGUUAUUUUUUUUCCUCGUAUUAUGUGCUUUUCAUCCAUUCCUGAAAGGUGUUAGUCCAGGUUGUUUUGCCAAAUUCCUGUUUCAGUGCAACAAUUUACUGGUACAUUGUCAAGAAACAAUAAAGUUAUGAUAUCGUCUUUAA
Poecilia latipinna (sailfin molly) is the source of this 1742-nucleotide messenger RNA. RefSeq names its product gamma-enolase. Lineage: Eukaryota; Metazoa; Chordata; Actinopteri; Cyprinodontiformes; Poeciliidae. Gene Ontology annotation, cellular component: phosphopyruvate hydratase complex. The transcript has 13 exons. Gene Ontology annotation, biological process: glycolytic process. The record is from RefSeq and is a predicted model, not a curated record. Bases 119 to 1423 code for a protein of 434 amino acids. Gene Ontology annotation, molecular function: magnesium ion binding; phosphopyruvate hydratase activity.